CGCGCGGCUGUGACGACACGGGUCGCGGCUAGGCGCGCGGCUGAGCUGCGCAGCCCCGGGCCCGCGGCCAUGCCCAAGCGGGGCUGUACUUUCGCGGACGCGGCCCCGCUGCAGCUGAAGGUCCGCGUUGGCCAGAGGGAGCUGAGCCGCGGCGUAUGCGCCGAGCGGUACUCGCGGGAGAUCUUCGAGAAAACCAAGCAGCUCCUUUUUCGAGGGGCCCAGGCCUAUAUGGACCACUUGUGGGAGGAAGGCUGUGCCAUCGUUGACCUGCCAGAGUCCCCGAAGCCUGGCCCCACAGAGGCCCUUGGGACCCCCCGUGGGCAGAUGCUGAUCGGACCGGACGGCCGACUGACCAGGAGCCGAGCCCGGGCCUCCGAAGCUGCUGUGGCGACGUUCAGGAGACGGUGCUCUGUGGCAGCUGUGCCACGUUCGAGGCCUGAGGGCCGGGAGCGGAUGACAGCCUUCCUGGACGGCCGCGCCGGUGGCGACGCCGAGGGACCCUGGGGGGCGGGGGUGUCUAUUUUAUAUUUUGUACUGAGGACGGAAGCGAAUAAACCCCUUUAUAUUUGGACCAGAGGACUCACUGAACAGUUCUGGGGUGUGGCCUUCUGGAGACCUCUGUGCCUGCUCCCCCAUCUUGUACGUGGGAAACGGGCGUCCAGAGUCUGCUAUUUCCAGCCCUUGCAGCCAGCAGUGGUGAGAGAGGACGGACUCUACAGUUCGUGGCCACGGUGCCAGAGUGGCUCAGCGUUGGUGUCCCAGACUGUCCCUCACGUGUCCCCAUCUGGGUGCCCGCGUGGUCGGGGCUCCCGGUGACCUGACAGUCCCUGCUGUCUGGGAGUGACGGCCGGGCAGUCCGCACGUCGGGGGCAGCCGAUAGGAGCAGCGGGGCGGCUGGACCAGCAGGCUGUGGGUCUCCGUCACCUGGAGCCUCCACCCUGGUCUCCACACGCGAGGCUCCCCUGCCGUCAGACUCCGCAUCCUAGACGGAGUCUAGGGGGUGGACGGGGGUGGGGAGGGUGGGCAGGGGACGGCGGGGUGGCGGGCUGGAGCCGGGCCCGGGGUGUGGUUUGCUGUGUCGGGGCAUCAUAGAAGCCACUGAAGCGGAGACAGGGAGGCCGCCUGGAGGGGGGUUGCGGGCGCCCGGGGCCUUCCUGAACCCAUACUCUUCCAAAGCCUUCCGGCUCAGGGGCCUGGGGCUCUGGCUAACCGGCAGGCUGUGCCCUGGGCCGCAGACACGGCCAUCCUCGCUCGACCUGGGACCUCCUCGCGUCCAGCUUCCUGCUGGGGCUGCAGGCCGUGACCCCACUAAGCAGGACAUCGCGCUGGUCAUUUGGGGAAUGCAGAUCAAAACCACCUCACACCUGUCGGGACGGCCGUUAUCAAGACAAAAAGCAAGUGUUGGCGAGGAUGUGGAGACAAUGGGUCCCCGUGCACCGUACGGGAGCGUAAGGUGGCAUGGCCGUUGCGGAAACGGCCCGCGGCCCCUCGGAAAGUCAGAGUCAGCUGCCGUGUGGUGAGCAGCCCCGCUGCUGGGUGACAGCAAAAGAAGUGAAGGAAGGAACCUGCAGGCGCCGGCACGUCCCCCUGCUCCCCACGGCACGGCCCGCGGGAUCCAGAGGGAGGCCACCCGCGUGCUCCCCGACCGUUGGGCGGAUGGACACUGCAGCCCGUCCGCGUGACAGGGUCCUUGGAAGGGGGGGGGGGGGGGUCCUGCCCCUGCCGCGGCGUGGACGGACCGUGAGGACACGGUGGUCAGUGACGUCAGCCGGCCCUGAGACGGCAGAUCGCUUACGACCCCUCUCGUGCCGUCCGUACACACAGUGGGAUGGGGGCCCCAGGGGCCGUCGGGGGGAAGGGGUGUCCGUGUUUCAUGGGGGCGGAGUUUCAGUUGUGAAGAUGGGUGGGGGGUGGUGAGGGGUGCACGACACCGUGGGCCCACGUGGUGCCAUUGACGGUGCUCCAGAGUGGUGACAAGUGUGUGUGCUACCACUAGGAAGACCAUAAAGCCUUGGUUGGCGAGCGUAAUUCGUUCUGGAAACAUGCUUGUUAUCCAAAGCACUUGCAUCGCAAAGCGAAUUUCCCCAUAAGAAAUACCGGAAACUCAGAUGACUCGUCGUACAACCCAAAUAUAUUCAUAUAAAAAUGGUUACGGUGCUGUAAUACGACAUAAGAAAAUGCAGAUUAAAAAGCUAAAUUAACCUGCCCUUUGAAAACCCUCCUGGCUGGUGUGAGGGGCACAAGAGAGGAGGGUUGCCGCGUAGGAUGACUUUUAUCACUGACGGAAUCACUGCUCUCUGUUGGCUCCAUGGAAUCUUUCCUUUCGAGCAACUUCAACAAGGAACCUGUCCGAUGACCUAGAACGAAGCAAAGCAUUCCCGAGCUCCCUCUUGGAUGGAAAAGCAAAGGGCGGCCCAGAGGCGCUUUGAAGUGACAAAAAUACACAAGUGCCAGUUGUGGGCACCUUCCAACGUCCUGAAAAAUCACUGAUUUCUUCCAAACACCGCGGCCUGAGACCGAGCGUCUGAGCAUGGGAGAUGAUCACCCACAGUCCCACAGCGAGUGAGC
Molecule: messenger RNA, 2568 nt
Organism: Neofelis nebulosa (Clouded leopard)
Lineage: Eukaryota; Metazoa; Chordata; Mammalia; Carnivora; Felidae
Gene: SIVA1
Product: SIVA1 apoptosis inducing factor
Exons: 3
Coding region: 70-816 (248 amino acids)
Biological process (GO): extrinsic apoptotic signaling pathway
Molecular function (GO): CD27 receptor binding
Source: RefSeq, a predicted model, not a curated record